AUGCUGGGGGGGAAAUAUCUAAACCUAAAACUGUUCAGCGAGAAGAAGAACUCCCUUGCGAGCACCAGUGCAGAAGAGUCCCGAGGCAGCAACGGCGGGGGCACGCAGAAUGUGGGGGGAGCCCCCUCCCACAGAUACAACAGAGAUAGGAGAAUAAUUCACGAAGGGUGGCUAAACAAGUGGACAAACAUCAUCGGCAGUUACAGGCCGAGAUACUUCGUUUUGGAAAAUGGCAUAUUAAGAUACUCCAUAGAUAAAUUUUCUCCAACAAAGGAGACCUUUGGUUUGUCGCAUUGCAAAAUAAAAGUGUGCCCUGAUGAUCCACUACACUUUGAGAUUGAUACAACGGAGCAGGGCAUCCUCUACCUGAAGGCAGACUUCCCGGAAGACAAACACAAAUGGUACAUAUCUUUUAAAAAGGCACAACUGAAUUAUCUGCGGGGAAGACAAAACAAGAAGGGGUACAUAGACGUGAACAAUUUUAAUGUGUCGACAAAUUCGGAGUUUAUAUGGAAAAUCAUAAAGAACAAUAAUGAUUUGGGUAAGAGUAGAACAAUCAGCUCUGUUGGCGAGGAGAGAAGCGGUCUGAAGAGCCACGCCGAUCAGGACAAACACGGGGUGAAGUGUCCAAAUGGGAAAGCAGAAGGGACGGGCAAACUAGACAAAACUUCCUCCUGUGUCGCAUUCGAUCAGGGGGAAGUAACUGUAAAGACGCAGGGAAUGAAAAAGAUCAACCUAGACGAAGUGUUUAUCAGCUCCACCGAUUUCGAAGACAAAAGUCCAACCCUCUGUCUUAUGGAAAAUAUCGUGUCGUUAAAGGAAAUUACCACUGACUUGAUAAAAAAUUCACAACUUAAUGAGGCGAAUUCCAUUCUGAGGGAGAUCAAAUUGGACGCCGACUACAAAGUGAGCUAUAACAAAGUGGCGCCUGUACUUUACCAACUGAGCAACUCUAUUGACUGCAUAGAUGCUGUGAUUGAGAAAUACAUCAGCUGCACGGAGAUGCUCUUAAAGGAAGAAAACGUGCAAUUGAAAUGCAUGAACAAAUCGUUGAAACUGCUAGCCAAGCAGAAUUAUUUCCUGGAGAAAUCGCAAGACAGGAGAAGGUUCAUUGAGUUACAAGAUAAGGUAAGAAAUCAUUUGGAGAAAUUUAACUUGUACGUAAAUAAUCAGCAGAGUGAGGAGGAAGAAAAUGAAGACAUGUUUUUCGACUGCGAUGAUGAGUCAUUUUGUGAGGAGGAAAAUGUCCCCCUCAAUGUUGCUCCAGCUGGUGACCCGCUCUCCAGGGAAGCGGCGCGGGAGAAGAGCACACCGGAAGGGGGACAGCAUAGGCAUGCCAACUGUGGGGGAACUUACGAUAAACGUCUUACCCGUGGAGGAUCACUCGAAGAGGAGAACAAAUCGGAGGAGGAGGAAGAAGAAGAAGAAAAAAAAGAAGAAGAAGAAGAACAAGUGCCCCCCAUCCGCCCAUCAACACUCCAUACAGAUGAUGCAGGAAAGAGCGAAACGGUAGAGGAGCACUUCCAGUUGGAUGUACACACAGAAGGGAAAGUCGCCCCAGUGAAGAACCACACCGACGAGAUGAGCAAGACGAACGAGGCGAAUCCAAACGACUUGCACCUAAUCCAACUGUGCAGAGAAGGAAAUAUAAAAUGCCUGAAUUUUAACCAAAUCGAUAUAUACACAGACAGCAAAAUUAAGAGGAGAACCAAACUUCCAAGUCCACGAACAGACAUAAAAAUCAGCAUGUGGUCCCUGUUGAAGGAUUGCAUCGGGAAGGAUCUCUCCCGUAUAGGGAUGCCCAUUUAUCUGAAUGAACCCUCCUCAUUUUUGCAAAGACUGGCAGAAGAUUUCCAAUACGUGUAUCUGCUCCAGCGCGCCUCUAGAGAAGUCGAAAGUACUAGUAGGCUUGCAUACGUGACCGCCUUUACCAUAUCUCCUUACGCUUCCGUGAUCGGUCGAACGUUUAAGCCAUUCAAUCCGUUGUUGGGAGAAACAUACGAGCUGACACACAGGAGAUUCUUCUUCAUCUCAGAGCAGGUAGUCCAUCACCCCCCUAUCACGGCAUACCACUGCCACAAUGAGUACAUGACAAAUUUUUCCAGCAUAACGGUCAAUGUGCAGAUUUCGGGGAAGUCAGUCGAAGUCACCAUUCCAGGGGCCAGUCACCUCAUCCUGAGGUAUCAGAAGAGGGUAAAUUGUCCCACUGGGGAAGAAAGGCACACAGACGGAUGUGCAAAUUUGAAUAAGAAUCAUUUCUUCCGUUCCGCGGAGGAUGCCAACCUUGACGAAUGUGAAGUGCGGACGUGCCCCUCGACCAAGAGGAGCAGCGAGGAUAGAGAUACACACAGUGCACAAUUUGGCCAUGAGAGGGCCAGUCCGCAUAGAAGCGGUCCAUCUGGCGGCAGUCCACAUAAAGGCGAUCCACAUAAAGGCCAUCCACGUAGCGGCAGUCCACAUAAAGGCGAUCCACAUAAAGGCCAUCCACGUAGCGGCAGUCCACAUAAAGGCGAUCCACAUAAAGGCCAUCCACGUAGCGGCAGUCCACAGAGACGUGUCCCUUUGCCAGACGCAGACUCCCCCGAGUACGGCCACGAGCAUUACACGUAUCAAAGAGCCAACAUGAUAAUACACAACAUCAUUUUUGGAAAGUUGUGGGUGGAGCUGCAUGGAAACAUUCUCAUACGAAACCACAACAAUGGCGAUUUCUCCAUCGUCAGUUACAUUCGCAAGGGAUGGUUUGAAAACGAAAUUCAUAAAGUAAGAGGAGUCAUAUGUGAUCGACACAAAAAUAUCAUUUUUUAUCUAUACGGAAAGUGGUCACAAGAAAUUAACAUAGCUUAUGUGAAACAUUUAAAAAAACAGGAAUACGAUUCCUACUUUUUCAAUGCCGAUGGAUCGGAAAAUAGUAGCCAUUUUAAUAGAAAUGCUUUGAAUGAGUUUAUUAACAACAUUGACUGGCAGUUUUAUGAGAACAAUGUGGAUGUCCUAAACGGUGUGUGUGUGUGGAGGGCCACCAAAAGGCCCAAACAUAGUGAAAUAUACUACGGGUUUAACAAUAUGACCGUGGAAUUGAACGAGAUAACUCCCGAAUAUGAUCCUUCCAAGGGGGCAGCUAUUGCCUGCACGGACAGCAGAUUUAGGCCCGAUCAGAGGAGUUACGAAAAUGGAGAUAUUGAAAUUUCCAUGAGUGAAAAACAGAGACUUGAAAACAAACAGCGGGCGAACUGGAAGAAAUACGCGGGGAAGAAAGACACCUACAAGCCAAAAUGGUUUUACAAACAUAAGGACCCCAUUUAUAAGGACAGGGAUAUGUACCUCUUCAACAAUGAGUACUGGGUCGCGAAGGAGAAGGGGCUCUUCACCGACACACCAGACAUAUUCUGA
Molecule: messenger RNA, 3387 nt
Organism: Plasmodium inui San Antonio 1
Lineage: Eukaryota; Apicomplexa; Aconoidasida; Haemosporida; Plasmodiidae
Exons: 1
Coding region: 1-3387 (1128 amino acids)
Cellular component (GO): intracellular membrane-bounded organelle; cytosol; membrane
Molecular function (GO): sterol binding
Source: RefSeq, a predicted model, not a curated record